AUGAAACCAAAAAAUGAGAUAAUUUAACUGUAAAAUGGUAAAAGAGAUCGUGCAUGCGAUUCUCUCAUCAAACUUUGCUAAGACAGUCUGGUGCAAAGAAAAAUCAUAUGCAAUCCAAACAAAAUUCAGAAAGAGACAUGGAAUUUGGAUACACAAAGCAAAAAAUGAACAAUCUAGUGAAUCUAUGGACAAUGCUCAAGCACACCAGAUUAAAAUAAAUCCGAAAAAAAGUGUUCUUAACUUUAAAAUGCCUAUUUUAGUUUCAUUCCUAAUAUUCUACGUAUGUUUAUUUAAUGUGAUAAUUAAGUGUGAUGUUAGUGCUAAUAAUUAUAAUGUAAAAACAUCUAAAGACAAACUAAGUCAGUAUAAAAUAAACAAUUUAAAUGGAGAUGUCGCAAAAGUUUGGCGUCGUAACUUAGACAACAAGUUAGUCGGGAAGAAUCUCGUUAAGAGUACGACAUCAGCGCAAGAUGCAGAUGAUGAGGAAAAAUCUGAGAAAUACUCCAUGCCUGAUGUAUUUGAGUUGAAUAAAUAUUAUACAUAUUACAAGAGCAAGGAAAAUACUACAAAUGACACGGAGACAGUGCAAAUAGUAAAGGAAAGUUAUGACGAAUCACGGGCAGUAGGCUAUCCUCACGAUUUAGCAAAUAAUCACUACUAUGUCAAAAGAACAAAUUAUAAUCUUCGACCCGAAACUCAUCUAUUCCAUGAAAAAAUACUGAAGCUAGGAGUUUUACUGCCUACAGAUCCAACUGAAGUGUUUUCCUUGGCUAAAGUUUUACCGAUAGUAGAAAUGGCGAUACCCGCUAUGACGAAAUCUGACGGACCUUUGCCGGGAUGGAAAAUUCUUGUAGACUAUAGAGAUACAAGAUGUUCAUCGGUGUAUGGACCACUUGCUGCAUUCGAAUUUUACGUCAAUGGUUCAGCUGAUGCAUUCAUCGGGCCUGGUUGUGAAUAUGUAAUUGCCCCUGUAGCAAGAUAUGCUGGUCUAUGGGGUAUACCUGUUAUAACAGCUGGUGCUCAGGCCGAAGCUUUUGGUUACAAGCAACCAAGUUACAUGACGUUAACAAGAAUGAUGGGCAGCUACACUCAAGCAGGAGUCGCUAUUAGGAAAAUUUUUGAGGAGUUUAAUUGGCGCAAGCUUGGUAUGCUUUACCACAACUAUGCUCCAUCCAGCGGCAAAGGGAACAGUCCUUGCUUCAUGACUCUCAGUGCAGUCUUCACUGUCCUCCAGAAGAAGGGCACCGGCAACAUCCCGAAUAUCCCCUUUGACGAGACUCUUAUAACAACUGCAAAAAUAAAAGAGCUUCUCGAAAAACUUUCUCGUAGCACAAGAAUUGUGGUAGUUUGCGCUAAUCCAAGUACGGUGCGUGAGAUCAUGCUGGCUGCUGAUGAUCUCAACAUGGUCUCCUCUGGAGAAUACGUGUUCUUCAACAUUGAGUUAUUUUCUAACCUAGCAUCAGCAUCAUCCAAAGAACCCUGGAAGGUGGAGGGUGACACAGAAGAGCGGAAUGAGAGAGCGAGACGGGCGUAUAGUGCCGUUCUUACUGUCACGAGUCCAGCCCCGGAGAAAAAAGAAUAUUUGGACUUCUCUGAUCGGGUCAAAGAACUAGCGGAAACUAAAUACAAUUACACUUUCGGCAAGGGCGAGGUCGUAUCUACAUUUGUGGCAGCAUUCUACGAUGCUGUGCUCCUUUACGCCCUGGCGCUGAACGAUACAUUGCGGCAGGCGAGCGACCCGAAAGGGCAGCUGGAUGGAGCUAUGGUUAUAAAGAACAUGUGGAACAGAACUUUCCAAGGCAUCACGGGCGAAGUGAUAAUAAACGAAAAUGGCGACCGCGUGGCGUCUUACUCUCUUCUAGACAUGAACCCUACUACCAGCAAAUUUGAGGUGGUUGCAACGUACGUAGCGGCUAACUCUUCACUUCAGUUCGUGGAGAACCGCCCUAUCCACUGGGCGGGCGGGCGGUCUACCCACCCACCUGAUACCCCCACAUGUGGCUUUGAUGGCUCCCUCUGUCCUGAUAACUCUCUGCCUGUGUACGCCAUUUUGAGUAUCGUGCUGAGUUCAGUCGUCGUCCUACUGGCUACGCUGUCUGUAUUUAUUUACAGGCAUUACAAACUGGAGGCGGAGAUUGCCAUGAUGACGUGGCGGGUUGGCUGGAGCGAUGUGCUGUUGCCAGGAGGACGUCUCCGCGGCAGCUUGCAUUCGCUGGCUCGAAGGUACAGCUCAGGGACGGCGUACUCCGACGAAGCCACUUCCCUCGCGGGCGACCGUCAAGUAUAUGCCCCGUGUGGCUUCUACAAAGGCUGUCGCGUCGCCAUCAAGAAGGUUGAUAAACAGAGGGUUGAUCUGACAAGACCCCUCCUUCUAGAACUGAAGAAGAUGAAGGAUUUGGAGCAUGAUCACUUAGCGAGGUUCUAUGGGGCCUGCGUCGAUCCUCCCCAUUGCUGUCUGCUGACUGAGUACUGCCCCAAAGGGUCUCUACAGGAUAUUUUGGAAAAUGACACAAUUAAAUUGGAUUGGAUGUUCAAAGUUAGCUUGAUGCAUGACAUUGUGAAGGGAAUGCACUACUUGCAUAGCAGCGACAUCAAAUCCCAUGGGGCACUGAAAUCUAGCAACUGCGUAGUGGAUUCGCGCUUCGUACUAAAAAUAACUGACUUCGGCCUCAACGCCCUGAGGACUUCGGAAAAAGAUGCUAAGGCUCACAGUUAUUGGACUCGUAUACUAUGGACAGCACCGGAACUACUGAGAAUGGCAGAACCGCCUCCUGAAGGGACUCAAAAAGGUGACGUGUACUCCUUUGGCAUCAUCAUGCACGAGAUAGUCAACAGGCAAGGAGCCUUCUGGCUUGGACCCGGAAUUGACUUGUCACCUAAAGAAAUAAUAGACGCAGUCAUCGGCAGUUGCCUACGACCAAACACCACGUACAAUCGAUCCUGUGAAGCUGACGACGCAGCUGAACUGAUGCGUCGGUGCUGGGCAGAAGAUCCAACAGAAAGACCCGACUUCGGUCACCUCAAAGGCGCUAUACGUCGCCUCAACAAAACUCAAGAAAGUAGCAAUAUUUUGGAUAAUUUACUUUCCCGCAUGGAACAAUAUGCUAAUAAUUUGGAAUCGUUAGUUAGCGAGCGUACUCAAGAUUACCUUGAGGAAAAGAAGAAAUGUGAGGAGUUAUUAUACCAGCUAUUGCCAAAGUGUGUUGCAUCUCAAUUAAUCAAUGGUCAGUCGGUUGUUGCUGAAACGUUUGAACAAGUCACUAUCUAUUUCUCUGAUAUCGUUGGCUUCACUGCUCUCUCCGCAACAUCUACUCCAAUGCAAGUUGUCGACCUUCUCAACGAUCUGUACACCUGUUUCGAUUCCAUUGUUGAAAAUUACGAUGUUUAUAAGGUGGAAACGAUUGGGGACGCUUACAUGGUAGUCUCAGGUUUGCCAGAGCGCAAUGGCACGCGGCAUGCCUGUGAAGUGGCUCGAAUGGCACUGGCUUUGUUAGAAGCUGUUCGUCGGUUCAAGAUCAGACAUAGACCGCAUGACCAGCUGAAGCUGCGGAUUGGAUUACACUCAGGUCCAUGUGUUGCUGGUGUCGUUGGACUAAAAAUGCCACGAUAUUGCCUGUUUGGGGAUACAGUCAAUACAGCUUCCAGGAUGGAAUCUAAUGGAGAAGCACUAAGAAUACACGUUUCUCCGACGACAAAGGCAUUGUUGGAUACGUUCGGAACAUUCAAACUAGAAUGUCGUGGGGAAGUAGCUAUGAAGGGUAAAGGAGUUCUAGUCACUUAUUGGUUGUUAGGAGAAAUCAUAGAUCCGAAUGCGCCUAAAGAAAAAGCUCCACUAGCUAAAUUACAAAACCAAUCGAAAAACAGCGGCUCGUUAUCCCAUCUAACCCCAUUUAGGCAAAGAUUGGAUAAUGGUUCACGAUCUUCCAGCAGACGAGGAUCAGGGGUAAUUUUUCAAAAACCAACAGAUGUAGCAAUAUUGGAGAAAGAAGCUCAACCAAUUUUGCAACUCAUCAAGAUGCAGAGACAGCAUUCAGAUCCAACAGAACCUGUGACAAAUGGGGUAACAGAUGUUGAAGAAUUCGACAAAGAUAGCGUAUCGAAUACAAUAUCGCUAAAUGUUAACUCUCUGAAUCAUAACAAUGUGAUCCAGUCCGGACAACCUAAAGUCAAACUUAAGGAUUGCCAGAUGAAUUCUAUUGGAAAUCACAAAGCGAAUAAGAUAGGUAAUAAUAAUUGGAUACCUAAGUUACCGACUGCUAGUUCCUUUGAUAACGGCUCUAGGAAAGUAAGCGAGUGUCUCAAAGACUAUAGUAGUGUACCAUUAUUGUCGAAAGCUGAUAAACCAAAUGAUUCAAUUGUUUAAAGUAUUAGAUGAAAUUUGUUCUUAAUGUUUAUUAAAUAAGUACCACUUCACAAUAUAGCACACCCAAAAAUAAUGGUAUUGCCUAAGUAUCGAGUUUGUGCAUUUUGGAAUUAUUUAAUUAAAAAUAAAAAUACCCUUAAGACUCAACAAAGAAUUUAUUCUGUUAUUAUGUACAUCCUACUUGUUUUAAAGUGAGUUUUGUUUAACUUUAUGGGUAUUGAGAAUAGUUAGUGUACCUUUUAGAGUAAUCUAAUAUUGUACCACAUUUUACUUCUUUUUGUAAAUCACUGUUUCAAGAAUGUUAAAUAAAAAUAUUAGAUACUAAAUAAAUGUUGUAUUUGA
Pararge aegeria (speckled wood butterfly) is the source of this 4705-nucleotide messenger RNA. It is a transcript of the gene Gcy, whose product is annotated as atrial natriuretic peptide receptor 1. Gene Ontology annotation, biological process: cGMP biosynthetic process; intracellular signal transduction; protein phosphorylation. Gene Ontology annotation, molecular function: guanylate cyclase activity; peptide receptor activity; ATP binding. Bases 35 to 4363 code for a protein of 1442 amino acids. Lineage: Eukaryota; Metazoa; Arthropoda; Insecta; Lepidoptera; Nymphalidae. Gene Ontology annotation, cellular component: membrane. The transcript has 19 exons. The record is from RefSeq and is a predicted model, not a curated record.